This is a messenger RNA of Zonotrichia albicollis (white-throated sparrow), 5062 nucleotides long. RefSeq names its product centrosomal protein 78 (gene CEP78). The record is from RefSeq and is a predicted model, not a curated record. Gene Ontology annotation, biological process: cilium organization. Gene Ontology annotation, cellular component: ciliary basal body; centrosome. Lineage: Eukaryota; Metazoa; Chordata; Aves; Passeriformes; Passerellidae. Gene Ontology annotation, molecular function: protein binding.
UUCUCUGAGACCGAAGUUUUGAUAAUUCUGUUAUUAAUUCACUUUCUAGGCUGACAAAGUGAGGCCACGCCUCUCCUCCUUCUAAUUUUUGGAUCAGCCAGAUCUCUGUACAGAGUCGAAGUAACUAUUUCGUGAUAACAGGCAUUCCCCUGCUUGCCAGGAAAUGCCAAUGCUUUAAUAUAAAAUCUAACACGGAGUCAUAGGCUAUGUGCUUGCCUUUGUUGGAAGACACACAUCCCAUGUUAUUACUUAUAAAAAGAAAAAAAAUACGCUGAGAAAAGAGCUACUAGCUGCAGACUCUGACCCGGGAUUUGAACACACACUUUCCACUCCCAAAGCCAGUUACUAAGCUUUGUGCAAUCCUUUUGGGAAUUCAGUAUAACCACCUUCAUAAAUAAGAGGAGCUCAAAUUUACAGGAAACCAUUUUUGGUUCCACUGCUGGAAGUAGAAUCUAGUAUCUAGCUGCUUGACUGGUCAGGGAAUUUUUUAGAUAUUCCAGCUUAAUGUGUCUGGUCGUGGGCUAUUUAUUCACCAUGUAGGGGGCACCUGAAUUCAACAGACUCUGUGCUCCAGGUCCCUGUCUUCUUUAGAAUCCUUUUCCAAGGUAUUUUAUCUCACAGCUUUUAAUUUGUAUUUGUUUUCUUGGAACCUAGACAGUUACUUUGAUCAAUAGAAUUAGCUACCCAAUAUUAGCUACUCAAUAUUAGCUACCCAAUAUGGUCUAAAACCCCAAAUCAACAUCUUUCUGCUGGUCAGGAAAAUGUGUGAACACAGUUGAGUGCACUGACUUUGUUCAGUGCUUGCAUUCCUAUUUUGGUAGUACAGAAAGGCAUUUUCUCUGUACAGUAAAUUACAGUAGCAUCAUCAAUAUGGAUAAUAACUUUGAUCAAUUUGAGUAAAAAAAAGAAUCUCUUAUUACCAGACAUGAGAAAAAAAUAAAAGUUUAACAGUUAUUAUUACCUCCCUGAAAAAAAUUCAUCAUCCUCCAUAUUGAAGCUACUCAUUUUCCACAAAAUUGAUUGCUAGUCUGUCAAUUUGUUUCAUUAACUUUAAAGCUAAAGUUAGAAAGAAAACCUACCUGCAAAGAAAGACUGAAAUAUGAUGGAAGAUUUUUAAGGAAAUAUGGUUCCAAACAAGUAUGCCUUCUUUCGGAGUUUUUGAAACAAGUCAGAGGAGAACAUUUGGUCUUGGGUCAGACAGCAUCAGUGUAGUCUUCACAAUGAUGUCAUGUUGUGACAGUGGAAUGAUUUCAUGUUGCUAUCUACCUACUUGUGACAAGAGCCAUUGCAUUCAAACCACUUUUCAGGUGCUUUGAUUCUUUCCUGCCUUACUGCUCUUUCCCAAUUUUCUCAGGAUUGCAUACUUGCACAUCUCUACAUGCAUCUUCCCAGUUCUAGCUUUCUCUCACUCUUUUGUUUUUUUCUUUUUUUUUUUUCAAUUAAUGAAACCAUCGCUUGAGAAAAUAAUAUAGAUUCUAUUUACUACUCAGUGCAGUAUAUUCUCUUGUACUUUUUGGGGUAACAUGAUCUUUUACAACCGUGAUGGCAAUUGCAGGUAACUCAUUGUCCAAAAAGAUUUUAUAUAACAAAUCAGCCUGCUACUGCAUUAAUUUGUAUAUGUUUCAUUCACUCUAUUUCUAAAUUUGCUUUGCUCCUCUGACCUGGCUAGUAAUAGAGUGGGCAGAAUUGACUUUCGCUACCAAUUGCUUUAUACUGUCCCUGGUGAUGCUGUUCCAGCAGAUAUCCAUUUGCCUCUGUUAUACAGAUUAUAAGUUAUCUUUAAAGAUAUAUGGCAGUUCUGGCUUAGAGGUGGUAUUCCCCCCUUUAGUAUUCCCAUUAAAAAAAAGAAAAACUUGUGCUUCUCCCUUUUCCUUUCAUCCAACUGGAGGCAUAAAAGGCAAAGAUCAUGGGUUAAGAACAAAUUACAGCAGUGAGAUAAGAGAACAAACAGUCACUGCAACGAUAUUAAUAAUAGAAGUGUACAAACCAGAGUGAUUCACAUGCAAAAAUGCUCACUGCAGACCCCAUGACAAUUAACACAAGGUGGCUUCUGCUACAUUUUCUCAACUGGAAGAAACCCCAUCUUGCCAGAAGAGAGUCCCUUUACCCUGCCCUGUCAAUGAUAUCAGGUCAUAGAGAAUAACCUUUUUGUCCUAGCCAUGCUCCUCCUAGCUACCACAAAAUUUAAUCCUGUCUUGGCCAGAACCAGAACAAUGACCAAUUAGAAACUAUAUUUUUGAAGCUGUUCUUACUUUUCAGAAACUUCAAAGACUGAGAAUCCUGUGCGACUUACAUUUUCCCAAAUACAGGCACUGGUGUUGCCUCACACAACUUGACGUGGGAGGAGGAAGGGGAGCUGGGGAUGAAGGAGUGAAGUUGAAGCUGGGAAGAAAAGGGGUAGGGAGAAAUUUAGCACAUAAAAGAAAUGAUUGAGUCAGUCAAAUUAAGAAGGCAGUGCAUGCUGGAUUUCUUCUCGCAUUAUGAACAUCUUUGUGAGCUUCAAGGCUCUCUCCCUCUGAAAGCUGUGAAGGCUAACGUGACUCGUGAUGCUAUUGAUCUCAUUGUGGAUCACAUCAAAGCUACUGAUUGGGCACCACUUCUGGAUGCUCUCAGGCAUAAUAAGACUUUGGCUUCUAUUAAAAUGAGAAGUUUACAUCAACAUGGUCUUGAAGAAUCAGGUGUUGAAAGAUGCAAAACUUACUUUAGAAGGAGAAUUCCAGCAACUCUGCCAAAAGACUUGACUGGCCAACUGUGCAAAGCUGUGAAAGGCUGUCUCAGUAUAUCAGAUGUACUAAAACAUUUAGAACUGCAGGGUUUGCUUCUGAGGGAAAGAGACCUAGCACUUUUAACAAAGGGCUUGGCCACAGCUUCAUCUCUGGAAAAUGUCUCUUUAGCCCACUGUCCAAUUGGAGAUGGAGGGUUGGAAACAAUCUGUCAGAGUAUAAAGAAUACAGCUACUAUCAGAUUUCUUAACUUCACAGCAUGUAGCCUCACGUGGCGAGGGGCAGAACAUAUCGCAAAUUUAUUAAAGCACCAGGCAAUAAGAAGACAUGGUCAAGCUUGGGCUGACAGCCUACGUUACAGGAGACCUGACCUUGAAUAUAUGACUGGUUUGAGGCGGAUUACUUUCAACUGCAACAUGCUUGUUGGAGAUAGAGGAGCAAGUGCCUUUGCGGACUGUCUAGGAGAGGACCUUUGGCUAAAAGCGCUUGAUUUGCAGCAGUGCGGAAUAUCCAGUGAAGGAGCAAGGUCAUUAUUAGAUGCUCUUCAAACUAACACAACAUUAGUGGUACUUGACGUAAGAAAAAAUCCAUUAAUUGGUCAUGGUCUAAUGAAAAAGAUAAUUGAAAGAGUUCUCAAGAAUGGAAGCAGUGCUGACUCAGAGUUUAAGUGGCUGAUGUCUCCGUCUUCCAAAGAUGCUUUGAAAACUAAGCCAAAGAAAAGAACUAUUGUCCUAGGAAGUGGUCGGAAAGGAAAAGCUACUAUUCGGAUUGUUAUCUGGAAGCAGAGAGGAUUAUCAUCUAAAAAAUCUGUAAGUCCUGGGAAGAAAAAUUCUACUGUGAGAGAGAGUUACUCACCAAAACCACUACCACCAGGCACAAAGGGCUUCCUUCCUUGGCGGACUGCAGAACGUGCAAAGAGAUACAGAGGCAGGGCAGCGGAUUGUGCUGGGGAAUUGCCAUUGAAGAUUCAGACAGCUGUACCUGUGAAAGUGACACUAGAACGUGCUUCUACAUCUGAAACUGAAGACACAGAAGAUUUAGAGGAUGUUGUCCAGCAGACUGGUUUGUUGAAAUCAUUAGAUGAUAAGACUGAUGUAGCACAAUAUCAACAGUUACAGUUGGAGCUGGAAGAAUGCAUGGAAAAACUAAAGGAAGAACAGAAAGCUAGAGUAAAGGCUGAGGAACGAUUACUAGAGCUGGAAAUUGAAAAUGCAAGAUUAAGGAGUCUAAAUAUCUCCCUAUCCGAGGUUCUUCAUGCACAGUCAGUAACCAACAUGAUUUUGGAAGAUGAAGGUGUUCUAGGCAGCAUUGAGAACUCUUUUCAAAAGUUUCAUGCUUUUUUAGACCUCCUUAAAGAUGCUGGGCUUGGACAGCUUGCUGUAUUAGCUGGGAUAGACCAAUCAGAUUUUGGUAUUUUGGGGCAUCCACAAAUGAAUGCUACUCUCAGUAAGCCUGUGAACGUGGUAAAGGAGAAGUCUUUUGAAGAAGAAAGACAGGAACAUACCGAGAAUAACAAAAACAGAGGUGGAGACAUCCAACUUCCUCUUCCUGGCACAUUUCAAUCCCAGAUGGUUGUGAAUAAUGCCUUUUCAUCACUUAAAGAAAAGAGAGAACUUCAGGCUGCUGGACAGCAGUACCAGUCAGGUUUGUGGAGGGAAAAUGAAGCUCAAACAAUUAACCAAAAUAAAGAGAAUAAUCCUCGAAGUAGUACUCCAGUAUUAUCUGAGAGAAGAGUCAAACAAAAUGAACAAGUAAAAGGACAUCACUCAGCAAGGCAGUUGGCUACCAGUCUGCAUUCAUUUGCUGAUUCCAGUGUACAAAUUAGAAGUGAUGAUAGCAGAAUAUCCAAUGGUAUUCCUGGUGAAAAAAGCAAAAAUUAUUCCUCUAAGAAACACAUUCCUCUAGCAAAUGAAACAGCAGCUCCAAGUAACGGAGUGAGAGGAGACAAAAGUAGACUGCAGACAGUAAGUGUUAGCUCUGGAACUGAUACUGUAGGAUCUGUCUCUGAAAUACAGGAAAGUAUACCAAGUGUUAACAGCAUUUGAAGUGGUUCUAAAAUGUUUGAACUGUUCUUUGCACUUGCAAGAUUAUGUUUUGGAUGUCUCAGUAUAAUGAGUGAAUUUUUUUGUAAAAUUUUGUAGACUUGGACUUUUUAAAGCAUUGCAUACUGCUCAGUAUUCCUGUUACAUGCUUACAUUCUUUGUCGCUAGAUUUUAGUUUUGAAAACAUGUGAUGCAGCUAAAAUGGUACCCAUGAGUUUGUACUACGCACGAGGGACUCAACAUACAGAUUUCAUUAUCACAGAUUUUUGAGAUAAUAAAGUUAAUUUGAAUACAGUU